Molecule: messenger RNA, 597 nt
Organism: Symbiodinium sp. CCMP2592
Lineage: Eukaryota; Dinophyceae; Suessiales; Symbiodiniaceae
Source: the annotation of a GenBank genome assembly
AUGUGCCGCCGAUACCUCGAGCUCAGCUUCGCCACCCAGACCGCGGACCAGACGCUCGAAGACUAUUCUGCUUUGUUCCGCAUCCUUGCGAUCGUGGAUGUGUUGCUUGCAGUAGCAUUCGCCGUGCGGAUCGGUCUCACUGUCUCGCUCAUGGUUUGUGACCCCGACUCAGCCGGGGCUCUGACUCUCCUGCCGGUGCUGGGGGUCUGGGUGGUUUGCAUCUGGCUCUGCGACGCGGCGCUGGUGAUGCAUUUGGGCCGCUGCGUGAGCGAGGCUUCCACCAGCAACUCCGUGUGCCCAGACUUGGUAGCGGAUCUCGUCCACAGGAAGCGACUCUGCCUUGUGGUGUCCUCCUUGGGACUUGCCGUCUACCUGAGCCGAUUCUGCGUGGAGCUGUGGCAGUUCAGUGAGCAAGGGCUCUUGGACACAAUGCCACUGCCCACCUGCAUCCUUGCGGUGGUGCUGGUGGUGAAGGUGCUGCGGCUGCUGGCCUUGAACUCAUUCAGUAAAUGGGUCAGGACGACCGGCGGCACUUCCAGCGUUGAACCCCGCCAACAACGCCCAUGCGGCCGAAUUUUGACCACCUGGGGACCUUGA